AUGUUGAACAGAGUGGUAUAUUAUAUAAAGAAAUACCAACAAGCUUCCAAUGCUAAAUUCAACAAGGCUAAAACCCAAGCCAUAUCCUUCAGUGGUUUACCGCAACCUGACUGGAACACAAGGUUACAACAAUUUGGCAUUCCAACAUGCCAUGACCGCACCAAGCCAGACGCUAUCGUGUACCUAGGAUACCCACUUUCCUCAUCCAACCCACAACUGCAGACCUUCAUAGAUCAUCUACUCGCAACGAUUAAGAACCAUUGCAACAUACAUCUGGGAAGAGGAUUAUCGCCAGAUUCCACAGAACGCUCAAAAGCAUCAUUAGCAAUUUCGUUAUGCAUCGCAUGUUCCCCCAGUAAAGCGCUGAAUCCUAGCUUUCAGGAAGUGAAGUCCAAUGACAUCAAAUCCUUCGAUAAUAGUUCAUUUUGGGAACCAGAUGCGAUCACAGAUGUCGAUUUCCGUGCCCUUCGACAGUUCAUGAACGUAGAACGCGCUACUGAGGAGCUUUUGUUGUAUCGAUGUAAGCGAAUCUAUAGAGCAUUAGAAGAAGAAAAACGCGGGGAAGCAUAUCAAAACCUCAUUUCCCGCAAGUUACCAGCGGCUGAAAAACUCUACAAGAAGGUGCACGGCCAUUCCAGGCAAUAUUACCAGCAACAACAUGAGCAGGAAGAGCCUUUGGUUCUCGAGAGAAUCGAAAACGAUGCGGAAGAGGAUGACGAGGAGGAAGAAUGUCCUGAGGACAGAUUGAUGAUAUCUUUCGCUGAUAUCAUUAUGAGAUUGAUGCUUGCGCAGAGCGGGCAAGAAAACGUUGAAGACUUGCAGCGCGAGCUCGGCAUCCACGAAAAUUUUGAUACCAAUGAUGUGCCAUAG
Zychaea mexicana is the source of this 870-nucleotide messenger RNA. RefSeq lists its product as uncharacterized. Lineage: Eukaryota; Fungi; Mucoromycota; Mucoromycetes; Mucorales; Lichtheimiaceae. The record is from RefSeq and is a predicted model, not a curated record. The transcript has 3 exons. Bases 1 to 870 code for a protein of 289 amino acids.